UCUUUCGUGUGUUUUCGUCGCAGUCACAUUGGAGAAUCGCAGCGAGCGGAGGAAAUUCGUUUCUCAGUCGCGUUCUCCUCGUGUCGCCGUCGGAAUUCGAGCUAGUAUAAAUCCGGCUAAAAUAUUUAUUAAUCUAAGAAAAUAUAUAUAUAUACGAAAGAGAGUGCAAGAAAAUCCUUAAGUGCAGUGCAGACAAAUCAAAGUUGAUAUAAAAAGGAAUCAAUUUAUUUAAAGCCCCUGAAAAUCUUCGUUCGCCGCGUUUUUAAUUUUGUUUUCGUCACCGUUUUUUUGUCGCCGUCGUCGCUGCUUUUUCGCCGCGAGUGAGAAAAGUUUUGUGAAAAUUUGUUAUUUCCAAUAAUAUUCAAAUUGCCUAGAAUUUUCACAAAUCAGCAAAAGAGUGUGUUUCAAAAAGGCAGCCAAGAAAACCCAACAGCGAAUACAGAAACAAAACAACUCAGCACCAGCAGCAGCACAACAACAAAUAUAUACAGAGUAAAAGGCGAAAAGAAAUAUUGUUCAACAAGUCAAACGAGUUCUUUUUGGCUCGCUUCGGCCGUGUGGCUAAAGAUACAACAACAUUGUGUUUGUGGCAGCGGGUUUUCGCCUUGUUUUUUUUGUAUUUGUUGCUGCCGUCGUUUGCGCCUUUGGUGAAAAAUAUUGGCAACAGCCGUAGCCGUAGCAUUUCUGCGGCUCAAAAGCAGCAGCACAGCACCGCAGCAAAGAAGAGGCCAAGAAAUAUUUGCCAUGGCCUUGCUAGAAGGAGGUUAUCUCUGUCAGGGACGUUCUUAGCUCCUUUAAGUUUUCACCCGAAAAUUCACCCACAAGUGGAUGCAUCAACCAUGAAAGCAGCAAUGGAUUCGGCAGUAACGACGAGGACAUCCAUGGGGAACCACCAGCAGCCGAAGGACUUUACCAUGUUCCAUCGAUGCCGGAGACGUUGCAACAUCAAAUCGAUAUCUUCGCCACCCGCCCUGCAUCCCUCGCACAUGCUGAGCAAAGGCCUACUAUGUCUUUUGGUGAUCCUACUCUGGGGACACUCUACUCAGGCUGCCUCCAGUGAUAAGGAAAGGGAGCGAAAGUUGGAGGUCUUUGAAGGCGUGGCGGUGGAUCAUCAGAUCGGUUAUAUAGGGGACUUCGAUGGGAUUGAUAGUGGUCCGCCGUAUAUCAUUGUGGCCGAGGCGGGCGUGGAAACUGAUUUGGCCAUAGAUCGGGCCACAGGGGAGAUCCGCACCAAAGUGAAGUUGGACAGAGAAACUCGAGCUUCUUAUAGUCUGGUGGCCAUUCCACUGAGCGGUCGUAAUAUUCGAGUGGUGGUCACGGUCAAGGAUGAGAACGACAAUGCACCCACGUUUCCACAGCCCUCGAUGCACAUCGAAUUUCCAGAGAACACGCCCAGGGAGGUGAAGAGAACCUUGCUGCCGGCUAGGGAUCUUGAUCUGGAACCGUACAACACCCAGCGGUAUAAUAUCGUAUCGGGGAAUGUUAAUGACGCCUUUAGGCUGUCAUCUCACCGCGAAAGAGAUGGUGUGCUGUACUUGGAUCUGCAGAUCAGUGGUUUUCUGGACAGGGAAACCACACCAGGCUAUAGCCUACUCAUUGAAGCUCUAGAUGGUGGAAGUCCUCCCUUGCGGGGAUUCAUGACUGUCAACAUAACCAUUCAGGAUGUGAAUGACAAUCAACCGAUUUUCAAUCAAAGCAGAUACUUUGCCACAGUUCCAGAAAAUGCCACUGUGGGCACGAGUGUCCUUCAGGUUUAUGCAUCCGAUACGGAUGCCGAUGAGAAUGGUCUGGUGGAGUAUGCCAUCAAUAGAAGACAGAGCGACAAGGAGCAAAUGUUUCGCAUAGAUUCCAGGACAGGAGCUAUUUACAUCAACAAGGCAUUGGAUUUUGAAACUAAAGAGCUGCACGAACUUGUGGUGGUGGCCAAAGAUCAUGGCGAACAGCCUCUGGAGACGACAGCCUUUGUUUCCAUAAGAGUCACCGAUGUGAAUGACAAUCAGCCCACCAUAAAUGUGAUUUUCCUAAGUGAUGAUGCAUCGCCAAAGAUAUCGGAGUCUGCUCAACCGGGGGAAUUUGUGGCCAGAAUUUCGGUGCAUGAUCCCGAUUCGAAAACGGAGUAUGCCAAUGUCAAUGUCACUCUCAAUGGAGGAGAUGGGCACUUUGCCUUGACCACCAGGGAUAACAGUAUUUAUUUGGUGAUAGUCAAGCUGCCGCUGGACAGGGAAAUGGUUUCCAACUAUACCCUAAGUGUGAUAGCCACCGAUAAGGGAACGCCCCCUUUGCACGCCACCAAAUCGAUAUUCCUGCGCAUUACCGAUGUCAACGAUAAUCCGCCCGAGUUCGAGCAGGAUUUGUAUCAUGCCAAUGUGAUGGAGGUGGCCGAUCCGGGUACUUCGGUUCUCCAAGUCUUGGCCCACGAUCGCGAUGAGGGUCUGAACUCGGCUCUGAGCUAUUCCCUGGCCGAGACACCUGACACCCAUGCCCAGUGGUUUCAGAUUGACCCACAAACGGGCCUGAUCACCACUCGAUCACAUAUCGAUUGCGAAACGGAACCGGUGCCGCAGCUAACGGUCAUCGCCAGGGACGGCGGCGUACCGCCACUUUCCUCAUCCGCCACUGUUUUGGUCACCAUCCACGAUGUAAAUGACAACGAACCGAUCUUCGACCAGAGCUUCUACAAUGUUUCCGUCGCUGAAAACGAACCCGUGGGCAGGUGCAUACUUAAGGUCUCUGCCAGCGAUCCGGAUUGUGGAGUAAAUGCCAUGGUAAACUACACCCUAGGCGAAGGUUUCAAGCACCUCACCGAAUUCGAAGUACGCUCCGCUUCUGGGGAGAUUUGCAUAGCCGGUGAACUUGACUUCGAGAGAAGAAGUAGCUACGAAUUUCCCGUAUUGGCCACCGAUCGAGGUGGUUUGAGCACUACGGCCGUUAUCAAAAUGCAACUGACGGACAUAAAUGAUAACCGUCCCGUUUUCUAUCCCCGAGAAUACAAUGUAUCGUUGAGGGAAUCCUCCAAUGGCCCAACUCAAGCCUCGAGUGCCCCGAUUGUCGCUGUGGUGGCCACAGAUUCGGACUCGGGCAGCUUUGGCCAGGUUUCGUACAGGAUUGUGGCUGGAAAUGAGGCGGGCAUCUUUCGGAUUGAUCGAGCCUCCGGUGAAAUUUUCGUUGCUCGUCCGGAUAUGCUGUCCGUUCGAACUCAACCGAUGCACAUGCUGAAUAUUUCGGCCACUGACGGUGGUAAUUUAAGGAGCAGUGCCGAUGCCGUGGUCUUUCUGAGCAUUAUCGAUGCCAUGCAGCGACCUCCGAUCUUUGAAAAGCCCCGAUACAAUUACUAUGUCAAGGAGGACAUUCCGAGGGGCACGGUCGUGGGUUCGGUGAUAGCCACGAGUGGAGAUAUUGCCCAGCGCAGUCCUGUGAGGUAUUCAAUAUACUCUGGAGAUCCCGAUGGUUUUUUCAGCAUAGAAGCCAGUUCUGGAAAUAUUCGCAUAGCCAAGCCCCUUGAUCAUGAAGCCAAGGCCCAGGUGCUACUGAACAUCCAAGCCACUUUAGGAGAACCUCCAGUCUAUGGACACACUCAGGUCAACGUCGAAGUGGAGGAUGUCAAUGAUAAUGCUCCGGAAUUCGAGGCCAGUAUGGUUAGGAUUUCAGUACCGGAAAAUGCCGAACUGGGAGCUCCCCUCUAUGCUGCCCAUGCACACGAUAAGGAUUCGGGAAGCAGUGGACAAGUUACUUAUAGUCUGGUCAAAGAUUCGGGAAAAAGACUUUUUGCCAUCGAUGCGAGAUCGGGACAUUUGGUUUUAUCACAACAUUUGGAUUACGAAACCUCGCAACGGCAUUCUCUAAUUGUAACCGCCACUGAUGGAGGAGUUCCAUCGCUUUCAACGAAUCUUACCAUAUUGGUGGAUGUCCAGGAUGUUAACGAUAAUCCCCCAGUUUUCGAAAGAGAGGAAUAUUUCGUAAAUGUUUCCGAAUCGCGAUCCAUCAAUGCACAGAUUAUUCAGGUUAAUGCCAGCGAUCUGGACACGGGCAACAAUGCCAGGAUCACUUAUAGGAUUGUGGAUGCCGGAGUCGAUAAUGUCACGAACUCCAUUAGUAGCUCGGAUGUGGCGCAACAUUUUGGCAUAUUCCCCAACUCCGGAUGGAUUUAUUUGCGUGCUCCGCUGGAUCGGGAGACCAGGGAUCGCUAUCAACUGACAGUUCUGGCCACGGAUAAUGGCACGCCCGCUGCUCAUGCCAAAACGCGGGUUAUGGUGCGAGUUCUGGACGCCAACGACAAUGAUCCCAAGUUCCUGAAAGCGAAAUACGAAUUCUGGAUUGAGGAGAACCUCAGGCGUGGCUCCGUUGUGGGAGUGGUGACUGCCGGCGAUCUUGAUCUGGGGGAGAAUGCGGCCAUAAGAUACAGCCUGCUGCCGGCCAACUCCAGCUUCCAGGUGCAUCUCGUCACAGGUGAAAUUACAACCCGAGAGCCGCUCGAUCGGGAGCUCCGCGAGCUUUACGACCUUGUGGUAGAGGCCCGUGACCAGGGAACCCCAGUAAGAAGUGCCCGCGUUCCCGUUCGCGUCCACGUUAGCGAUGUCAACGAUAAUGCCCCCGAGAUAGCCGAUCCUCAGGAGGAUGUGGUUAGCGUUAGGGAGGAGCAACCACCGGGAACCGAUGUGGUGCGCAUUCGAGCCAUCGAUCGAGAUUACGGGCAGAAUGCCUCGAUCACCUAUUCGAUUGUCAAGGGUCGCGACUCCGAUGGACACGGACUAUUUAGCAUCGAUCCGAGCAGCGGAGUGAUCCGAACUCGAGUGGUAUUGGAUCACGAGGAGAGAAGCAUCUAUCGGUUGGGUGUGGCCGCCUCUGAUGGCGGAAGUCCGCCCAGGGAAACAGUGCGAAUGCUGCGCGUCGAGGUCUUGGAUCUUAACGACAACCGUCCAACAUUUACCAGCUCUAGCCUGGUCUUUAGGGUACGCGAGGAUGCCGUCGUGGGCCAUGUGGUCGGUUCCAUCAGCCCCAGCGAACGUCCGGCGGAUGUGAGCCGGAAUAGUGUGGAGGAGUCCUUUGAGGACUUGCGCGUUACCUACACUCUAAAUCCCUUGACUAAGGACCUGAUUGAGGGCGCCUUUGACAUCGAUCGUCACACGGGGAACCUCGUUGUGGCUCGUCUCUUGGACAGAGAGGUGCAAUCGGAAUUUAGGUUGGAAAUCAGAGCUUUGGACACCACAGCCAGCAAUAAUCCGCAGAGUAGCGCCAUCACGGUGAAGAUUGAAGUGGCAGAUGUCAAUGAUAAUGCACCCGAAUGGUCACAGGAUCCCAUUGAUCUUCAGGUGAGCGAGGCCACUCCCCUUGGCACAAUAAUCCACAACUUUACGGCCACGGAUGCGGACACUGGAACCAAUGGAGAACUGCAGUAUCGUUUGCUGCGUUAUUUUCCACAACUAAACGAGAGCCAGGAGCAGGCAAUGCCGCUUUUUGGUCUUGAUUCCCUGACAGGAUCCCUCAGUCUGCAGGCUCCCUUGGAUUUCGAAGCUGUGCAAGAGUACCUGCUCAUUGUGCAAGCCUUGGAUCAAUCUUCGAAUGUGCCAGACCGACUGCAGACAUCGGUGACUGUGAGAUUACGAGUUCUGGAUGCCAACGACAAUGCUCCGCAGUUCGUUUCCCCGAAUACAAAUGGCGGAAAAUCCGCCACGCUUUUCAUAGGCGAUUCAACUAGAAUUGGAGAGAAUGUGGCACAUAUUGUGGCCGUUGAUAAAGAUUCUGGCGAUAAUGGACGCCUCACCUACGAAAUAACGGGUGGAAAUGGCGAGGGUCGCUUCAGAAUCAAUCCCCAAACAGGAGUUAUUGAGCUGGUUAAGUCACUGCCUCCUGCCGCCGAGGAUGUUGAGAAAAAUGGACGAUUCAGUCUCGUUAUCAGCGCCAAAGAUCAUGGUCAACCGGAGUCAAAAAGAAGCUUCUUAAAUCUUCAGCUUGUCGUUCAAGGCAGCCACAAUAAUCCACCGCGAUUUCUGCAGGCUGUUUAUCGGGCCACAAUACUGGAGAAUGUUCCCAGUGGAAGUUUCGUCCUACAGGUCACUGCAAAGUCACUUCACGGUGGAGAAAAUGCUAACCUGAGCUACGAGAUUCCCAAUGGCGUGGCCAACGACCUGUUUCACGUAGACUGGCAAAGAGGAAUUAUUACCACGCGUGGCCAGUUUGAUCGCGAGUCUAAAGCCAGUUAUGUCCUACCCGUUUACGUAAGGGAUGCCAACCGCCUGGCCACCUCAGCCUCUUCGGCGGUAAGAAAACAGCGCUCCUCGGACAGCAAUGGCGAAACAUCGAAUGGCCAGCACUUCGAUGUGGCAACUGUUUACAUAUCGAUAGGAGAUGUCAAUGACAAUUCUCCGGAAUUUCGACCAGGAUCGUGUUAUGGUCUAUCCAUUCCGGAGAACAGCGAACCGGGUGUUAUCCACACUGUGGUGGCCAGCGAUCUGGAUGAAGGUCCCAACUCCGAUCUUAUUUACAGCAUUACAGGCGGCAAUCAAGGCAACAAAUUCAGCAUCAAUGCUCGGUCUGGAGAGCUGAGUGUACGAGCUUUGGAUAGGGAGCAGCAAUCUAUGUACAUUCUGCAGAUCCAGGCCUCGGAUCGGGGGCAACCGAAAAGUCGCCAGGGACACUGUAACAUCACUGUUUUCGUUGAGGAUCAGAACGAUAAUGCACCGCGGUUUAAGCUAAGCAAAUAUAUUGCCAGCGUGCAGGAGGACGCACCGCUGGGCACAAGUGUGGUGCAAAUCAAUGCCGUGGAUGCUGAUUUGGGCGUGAAUGCCAGACUCGUUUACUCGUUGGCCAAUGAAACCCAAUGGCAGUUUGCCAUCGACAGCCAGAGCGGAUUAAUUACUACCGUUGGAAAACUGGAUCGCGAGCUGCAGGCGAGCUACAGCUUCAUGGUUUUGGCCACGGACGGAGGACGUUAUGAAGUGGGAUCAGCUUCGGUUCCGGUGCAGAUCAAUGUGCUGGAUGUCAAUGACAACAGACCCGUAUUCGAGCGAUAUCCCUAUAUCGGACAGGUCCCAGCUCUCAUUCAACCUGGUCAAACAUUGCUGAAGGUUCAGGCCCAUGAUGCCGAUUUGGGUGGCAACGGAGAGGUUGUUUAUUCCCUCAAGGCAGAAAACUCAGCCGUAAGUGGAAAGUUUCGAAUAAAUCCCAGCACGGGAGCCUUAAGUGCCUCACAGAGCUUGGCCAGUGAGAGUGGAAAACUACUGCAACUGGAGGUGAUGGCCAGGGACAAGGGAAAUCCCCCCCAGUCCAGCAUGGGUCUCAUUGAAAUUCUAGUAGGGGAAUCGCACCAAGGAUCGCCGGUUCUCCGUUUCCAAAACGAAACAUAUAGGGUCAAGAUCAUGGAGAAUUCUCCUUCGGGCACAAAACUUAUCCAAGUUGUGGCACUUCGAAGCGAUGGUCGUCGCCAAAAGGUGCAAUUCUCGUUUGGUGCUGGCAAUGAAGACGGUAUAUUGUCCUUAGAUUCACUGUCAGGCGACAUAAGGGUGAAUAAACCCCACCUUCUCGACUUUGAUCGCUUUGCCACGCCCUCAAUGUCAGCCUUGAAUCGUGGCAGAGCUAUGCACUAUGAGCAGGAAAUUGACGAAUCAGCUGAGGAGGAUACAAACAAUGCCACCCGAUCCCAAAGGGCCCUGACAUCGUCAUCCUUUGCCCUGACCAACAGCCAGCCCAAUGAAAUACAUGUGGUUGUGGUAGCUCGCACCACUGAGGCUCCCUUUCUGGCCGCCUUCUCAGAAUUGGUGAUCGAACUGGAGGACGAGAACGACAACAGUCCACAGUUUUCGCAAAAGCAAUUUGUGGCAAUCGUUUCGGAGGGAAAUAGCAAAGGAACUUUCGUGGCCCAGGUUCAAGCUUUCGAUUCGGAUGCAGGCUCCAACGCUCGACUAAGAUUUCAUAUCGUCGAUGGCAACCACGACAAUGCAUUCGUCAUUGAACCCGCUUUCAGUGGCAUUGUGAAGACCAACAUCGUGUUGGAUCGCGAGAUCCGUGACAUCUACAAGCUCAAAAUCAUCGCUACAGAUGAGGGAGUCCCCCAGAUGACGGGCACUGCCACUAUAAGGGUGCAGAUCGUCGAUGUGAAUGAUAACCAGCCCACUUUUCCCCCAAACAAUCUCGUCAGUGUCAGUGAAGCCACUGAACUUGGAGCUGUAAUAACCUCCAUUUCAGCCAACGAUGUGGAUACUCAUCCCACUCUGACUUAUCGUCUUGGCAGCGAAUCAACAUUGGAAACAGAAAACCUGUCCAUAUUCGCCCUAGAUCGGUAUAGUGGAAAGCUCAUCUUGAAACGACAUUUGGACUAUGAACUCCAGCAAGAAUAUGAGCUCGAGGUGAUUGCCUCAGAUACAGCCCAUGAAGCUCGCACUAUCCUCACUAUUCGGGUGAAUGACGAAAACGAUAACGCACCGAUAUUCCUGGCCCAACAGCCACCGGCUUACUUUGCCAUUAUGCCAGCUAAGGCCGAGAUCAGUGAUAGUCUUUACAUGGACUUGGAGCUCCUAACAGUCAAUGCCACUGAUGCAGAUUCGGAGGGCAAAAACUCCCAGGUUACUUACUCAAUUGAACCAAACUUGGAUGGCUUCUCUGUGCACCCAUCAAAUGGUAUUGUUUCGGUCAAUAUGAGUAGAUUGCAGCCUGCAACUUCCGCCAGCGGAGAUUACUUUGUCCAAAUUUCAGCCAAGGAUGCAGGAAAACCAAUCAUGAGAAGUUCUACACUUUUGAGGGUUCAGGCAAGUGACAAUGGCUCAGGACGUUCGCAAUUCCAGCAAAAUCAAUAUAGGGCCCAGAUCAGCGAGGCAGCUCCAUUGGGCUCAGUUGUCCUCCAACUGGGGCAGGAUGUUCUCGAUCAAUCCUUUGUCAUUGCCUCUGGAAAUGAGGAAUCCAAAUUUGAAUUGCUACAGUCCAAAUCAAUUGUUUUGGUCAAGUCUUUGGAUAGAGAACGCAACGAUCUGUACAAACUAAGAUUGGUUUUAAGCCAUCCACAUGGAUCUGCAGUUUCUGGCAGCUCCAAUUCCGGAAUCUCGGUGAUCAUUACAAUCUUGGAUGCCAACGAUAACUUCCCCAUUUUCGACCGCAGUGCCAAAUACGAGGCUGAGAUCAGCGAACUAGCUCCUUUGAGAUAUUCCAUAGCCCAAUUACAGGCCAUCGAUGCUGAUCAGGAGAACACCCCGAACUCAGAAGUGGUGUACGACAUAACCUCUGGCAAUGAUGAGCACAUGUUUACAAUAGAUCUCGUCAGUGGAGUACUUUUUGUGAACAACCGCUUAGAUUACGAUUCGGGGGCCAAGAGCUAUGAGCUCAUUAUCCGAGCUUGCGAUAGUCAUCACACGAGACCUCUUUGCAGUUUGCAACCCUUUAGAUUGGAACUCCACGAUGAGAACGACAAUGAACCCAAGUUUCCGCUUUCUGAAUAUGUUCACUUCCUAGCCGAAAAUGAACCCGUUGGUAGCUCUGUAUUUCGUGCUCAUGCCAGUGAUUUGGACAAGGGACCCUUUGGACAACUCAACUACAGCAUUGCUCCUGCUCCCAGCGACGAAAGUUCGUGGAAACUGUUCCGAGUGGAUGCGGAAAGUGGAUUGGUUACAUCCGCUUCCGUUUUCGACUACGAGCAGAGGCAACGUUAUGAUCUGGAACUCCAAGCCUCUGACAUGGGUGGCAAAAAAGCUCGAGUAGCUGUGCGAGUGGAAAUCGAGUCCAGGGAUGAGUUCACUCCGCAGUUCACAGAGCGUACGUACAGAUUUGUGCUGCCGGCAGCGGUGGCUUUGCCCCAGGGCUUCGUAGUGGGUCAAGUCACGGCAACUGAUGGCGACAGUGGUCCAGAUGGCCGAGUGGUUUACCAACUAAGUGCUCCACACUCGCACUUCAAGGUUAACCGUAGCAGUGGUGCUGUUCUUAUCAAGAGAAAACUCAAACUGGAUGGAGAUGACCAACUGUACAUGGAUAGUCGGGAUAUCAGCUUGGUUAUCUCAGCUUCUUCGGGGCGCCACAACUCUCUGUCCAGCAUGGCUGUUGUCGAGAUCGCCUUGGAUCCUUUGGCCCAUCCAGGCACAAAUCUGGCCAGUGCUGGUGUUUCGUCGAGCGGCUCCAUGGGCGAUUGGGCCAUUGGUCUACUGGUAGCAUUUCUCCUGGUCCUUUGUGCUGCCGCCGGAAUCUUUCUGUUCAUGCACAUGAGAAGUCGGAAGCCGAGGAAUGUGGUCAAACCGCAUCUGAGCACAGAGACUGUGGGUGUGGGCAGUUCCAAUAGUUACGUGGAUCCCAGUGCCUUCGACACGAUACCCAUAAGAGGGGGAAUUACAGGUGGUGCGGCGGGAGCGGCUUCUGGUCAAUUCGCUCCUCCCAAAUACGACGAGAUUCCUCCCUUUGGACCUCAUGCCGGUAGUUCCGGGGCAGCCACAACCUCCGAGCUAUCCGGAUCUGAGCAGUCGGGUUCCAGCGGACGAGGAUCGGCGGAGGAUGAUGGAGAGGAUGAGGAGAUCCGUAUGAUAAACGAGGGACCACUGCAUCACCGAAACGGAGGAGCUGGCGCAGGCAGUGAUGGUGGCAGAAUCUCGGAUAUAUCUGUGCAAAAUACCCAGGAGUACUUGGCUCGUCUGGGCAUCGUAGACCACGAUCCCAGCGGUGGCGGUGGAGCUGCAUCCAGCAUGGCUGGUUCCAGUCACCCGAUGCACAUGUUCCACGAUGACGAUGCCACCGCUAGAUCGGAUAUAACCAACUUGAUCUACGCCAAGCUCAACGAUGUCACGGGAGCGGGUUCGGAAAUAGGGAGCAGUGCAGAUGACGCGGGAACCACGGCGGGCUCGAUAGGAACCAUUGGCACGGCCAUCACCCAUGGUCAUGGUGUGAUGAGCAGCUAUGGAGAGGUUCCAGUUCCGGUGCCCGUAGUUGUGGGAGGCAGUAACGUGGGUGGCUCCCUUAGUUCCAUAGUCCACAGCGAGGAGGAACUGGCGGGCAGCUACAACUGGGACUACCUCCUCGACUGGGGACCUCAAUAUCAGCCACUGGCGCAUGUGUUCUCCGAAAUAGCCAGAUUAAAAGAUGAUACUAUAUCGGAGCACAGUGGGAGUGGAGCUUCCUCCUCCGCCAAGAGCAAACAUUCUUCGUCGGGAAGUGUGGUGCUGAAACCGCCACCUUUGGCACCACCAACACACAUACCACCCCCCCUUCUCACCAAUGUGGCGCCGCGGGCCAUUAAUCUGCCAAUGAGAUUGCCACCCCAUUUGAGUCUGGCCCCCACCCAUUUGCCACGAUCGCCCAUUGGCCAUGAGGCAAGUGGCAGUUUCAGCACCUCGUCAGCGAUGUCACCAUCAUUCUCACCAUCUCUGUCGCCCUUGGCCACAAGGUCGCCCUCCAUUUCACCUCUGGGGGCGGGGCCACCCACGCAUCUGCCUCAUGUCUCGCUGCCACGUCACGGCCACGCCCCUCAGCCCAGUCAGAGGGGAAAUGUGGGCACGAGGAUGUAAACAUGCAUAUAGUAUUACUUGCACCAUCCCGACUCACCCAUACACAAACACAUACGUACACAUCAUACCCAUUUAUAACUGUAUAUAUAUUUCAUAAACAAUUUAAGUUAGGAUUGUAGUGCAAAAAAGCCCCACUGAGAGGUAAACAAAAUAAAAUGUUUGGGUUUAAAGUAUGUACCACAGAACAAACAAAGUUUUAAGUCUCUGAAUCGCAAUUUAGUUAUGAUGGUCCUUCCGUCCGUCAUGGACGGAUAUUUCUAUUGUAAAGCAAUUUAAACAAUUUACUUUAAAAUUCAAGUAGCUUCACUCCUGCACUUUGGGGCAUGAAUGCACUGCAAUCACAGUAACGACCACAAAGCCAACAAGACUCUCUGAAACUCACUUGCUUGCACACAAAGCCAAAAAGCGAGGAGCAGCAGGAGCCAGAACAGCCAUAAGUUGUAAGCAUUUAUAGCCUAGACUAGCAAGUGAACUCGAACCGAAUUCGCUCGAAUCUGUAUCUGUAGCCUAAGUAUCCCAUAUAAGUAUCUGUAACUUUAGCUGUAGCUGUAGCGUAGGACUAACCCUAAACUAGUUUUAUGGGAGCAAACCAAGUGCACUUAAGCAGCCGGCAAUCCCUGUUUAAAGGGGAUCAGAUCAGGCUGCGACUCACAUUUCCAUUCCAAUUCAUUCUACGGUGAGAAGGGGAAAAUUGUAAAAAGUUGUUUUUAGUAAUUAUCGGGGAGCAAACAAAAUGAAACCCUUGUAUAAAACCGAAAUAAAAUGGGAACGUACCAACGAAUAAAAAGAAACGAGGGAGGAUCGACGUAUGAAGCGAAAGAGGAAUCUCUUUAAGUAUAGCCUAGUUACCAGUUAACUUAUAGAUGUACAUGCCUAGCUAUAGAUCGUAGUGUAUGUUCACUUGUGUGUGAUGCUACUUGUGUAAUUUCUUACGUUCUAGCAAAAAGCUGUAAAAAUGUUCACCAAUCUAAGAAUCCUCUAGUUGCUAAGCCCAUAGUUUGUAAUAGCUAAACGAAAGCAAGAGAAUAAAUAUUUAAAAAAUAAAAUAAAUGAAAACGAAAUAUAAAAAA
Drosophila gunungcola (fruit fly) is the source of this 12541-nucleotide messenger RNA. RefSeq names its product protein dachsous (gene ds). The record is from RefSeq and is a predicted model, not a curated record. Bases 840 to 11471 code for a protein of 3543 amino acids. Gene Ontology annotation, cellular component: plasma membrane. Gene Ontology annotation, biological process: homophilic cell-cell adhesion. Gene Ontology annotation, molecular function: calcium ion binding. NCBI's taxonomy places the organism in Eukaryota, Metazoa, Arthropoda, Insecta, Diptera, Drosophilidae. The transcript has 12 exons.